UUUCUUUUCCGUUCAAAACAAAACUAAGAACAUACCUAAAUGAUACGGAUUAAAAUAUAAACUCAUACCAAGAAUAAUAAAGUUAUCAAUCAAGAUGAAACAGCAGAGUCAGAGCCAAACAAUGAUGCCAAAUCAGAUGUUGAUGACACCUUCUGCUUUCCCCCCUUCAAAUAUUACUACUGACCAGAUUCAAAAGUUCCUUGAUGAGAACAAGCAAUUAAUUUUAGCAAUAAUGAACAACCAAAACGUUGGAAAGCUUGCUGAAUGUGCACAAUAUCAGGCUCUGCUCCAAAAGAAUUUGAUGUAUUUAGCUGCCAUUGCCGAUGCUCAGCCACCAACACCUACGGGAGGACCUGCCAUCUCAUCUCAGCAGAUGAGCCCACUUCAACAUCCGGGAAUUGCUCAGCAAGGAGGAUUUUUCAUGCAACAGCAUCCUCAGGCAGCUGUCAUGGCUCAACAACCUUCGGGCUUUCCACAACAAAUGCCCGCUAUGCAGUUCAAUAAUAGCCCACAAGUUAUCCAACCUCAGAUGGGCGUUAGGUCUGGUGUGCCAAGUGGGGUGCCACCAAGCUCAGCCGCUAGUGAUAUCUGGAGAGGAAGUAUGCCCGAUAGUGGUGCUGCAGAUGGUGCUGGUAAGGAUAGUCAUGGUGGUGCGACUGGUGGGUCUGAAGAAGGGAAGUAAUAAAAACAGUUGAAUUGUAUGCAUGGAUGUGGAUUAGUAGGUCUCUAUUAUGGUAGAACUAGACUAGAAGCUUAAUCUGUGACCUUUAGCCAAGCUCAUGAGCAUUGAACUUAUGUAGUGUGUGUGUGUGUGUGUACUAUGUGUAUUUUAGGAAAGACCAUUCUUUCUGUUGUAGAGAAUGUAUGAAAGUAUGCGUGCUGCUUUCAUAAAUAA
Erigeron canadensis is the source of this 895-nucleotide messenger RNA. RefSeq names its product GRF1-interacting factor 2-like. Gene Ontology annotation, molecular function: transcription coactivator activity. The coding region runs from base 95 to 682 and encodes 195 amino acids. Gene Ontology annotation, cellular component: nucleus. The record is from RefSeq and is a predicted model, not a curated record. Lineage: Eukaryota; Viridiplantae; Streptophyta; Magnoliopsida; Asterales; Asteraceae. The transcript has 4 exons. Gene Ontology annotation, biological process: leaf development; cell population proliferation; positive regulation of transcription by RNA polymerase II.